Messenger RNA from Candidozyma haemuli, 912 nucleotides. RefSeq lists its product as uncharacterized. The transcript has a single exon. The coding region runs from base 1 to 912 and encodes 303 amino acids. The record is from RefSeq and is a predicted model, not a curated record. NCBI's taxonomy places the organism in Eukaryota, Fungi, Ascomycota, Pichiomycetes, Serinales, Metschnikowiaceae.
AUGGGAUUUUUCGACUUUUACAAGAAACAAGCCGAUCAUACGAAUGAAUUAGAAAGUCUUGGCUUCAAGGCAUCGGACUGCGAUCAAGUUUGUGACUCUUGCACUUCAAAAUUUCCAUCAUCGAUUAAUUUAGCGGAAGCUUCGGGAGAAGACUUAUGGGGGACUACCAAGCCUUAUGGACUACACAUCGUUAUCCCGACAAAUAAGGCUGACUGGCCACAUGAUGCUAUAAGCGGAUCAGGGCCACUUGCUCAGAACAUUGAUAGAUGGGCAAGUAACACUUCAGUUGUAUUGGGUGACCUGAGCAAGGUUAAGGUAACUGUCAGUUCUCUUUCGUCUCUCAAACUCGAAUCAGAUAACGACUAUAUGGAUGCAAAAAAAGGUGACAUACUAUUAUUGCCAUUCUUCGUUUGGGUGAAGAAUUUGAAAGCUGAACAAGCAGCACAAGUCUUGGAUUCAAUCGUCCCAAAACUUGUGGAAUAUAGAGAUAAGCAGCUCGAGGAACUCCCAGCAACGUUAAAUAUUCUUUUCCUGGAUGUCGUAGUGGAAGCGGAUAUAAAUUCAGCGUACAUUUUUCUAUGCUCCCAUAGGACAAGAGAUAAGAAAUGCGGCGUAACCGCCCCGAUCAUGAAAAAGGAGAUGGAUUUACAUUUGAGGGAUCUUGGUCUUUACAGAGAUUUUGGUGAUGAGAGGAAUGGCGGUGUUCUCGUUUCAUACGUGAACCAUAUCGGAGGCCAUAAAUAUGCCGCCAACGUAAUUAUCUAUAUCAAAAAGACGGGGAGAAAUAUAUGGCUAGCACGAUGUAAGCCAAACAACGUCGUUCCUAUCAUCAACGAGUGCAUCAUAAAUGACGGUAAAGUUUGGCCGGAAAAAGUCAGACAGGUGCAGAAGUUUAAGCCCAUUGACUGGUAG